Messenger RNA from Saccostrea cuccullata (small rock oyster), 2400 nucleotides. RefSeq lists its product as uncharacterized. The record is from RefSeq and is a predicted model, not a curated record. The transcript has 8 exons. The coding region runs from base 25 to 1584 and encodes 519 amino acids. Lineage: Eukaryota; Metazoa; Mollusca; Bivalvia; Ostreida; Ostreidae.
CAGUACUUAAUUCAAGAGAGCCUCAUGGUAAACAUGCGCCACCUAAUGCUUCGCACAAUAACAGUCACUCUGACGAUCAUAAAUACCUGUACUUAUGGGAAAGAAAUUUGUGAUAUAAAUGGCAAUCUGACAACUUAUAAUCCAAAGAUAUAUACCUGCUGUGGGGGACAACUCUCCAGAAAACAGGAAUCAGUGUCCUGCUGUCGAGAUCAAUUAUAUAACAAAAACUUAUAUGUCUGUUGUGGAAACGAGCUCCUAGAUAAACGGAACAAAGGUGUGGCCAGAAAAUGUUGUGGCGACCGUCUACAUAAUGAAACACAAAAUACGAUUUGCUGCGGCGACAUUCAAAUCAACGCUACAACACAUUUCUGUUGUACAAACAAGCCAGUCCUAAAAUCUAGUGGAAUGGACUGCUGUUUUGAUGAGCCCUUCAACCCGACAACUCACCACUGUGUAGAUGACAUAGUGAUUCCGGUGACGGAGGGGAAAUGUGGUUCUACUACUUACAAUGCGAAAUCAAGCAUGAUAUGCUGCGACGAGAAGCUUCACAACACCUCACAGAUGAAAGAGCCUGUUGAGUGUUGCGGAAAAGAGCUGUAUUCCAAAAACUCACAAAAAUGCUGCAAAGCAACCAACUUUCGAGCCCCAAAAGAUGAAGACUGUUGCGGACAAGGUUCUAUUAAUUUGUCUUCGCAUUUAUGCUGCAAUGGCGUAAAAUAUUCCCGGACAUCAGCAAAUUUAGCGUGUUGUGGGAAUCAAACCUAUAUUAAUGGCAGUUCUGAGGAUUGUUGUGGUGGUGAAAGAACAGCGCAUUACCGACGUGUACAUAACAAAACGAAAGAACGUUGUUGUGGUGGAGAGACUUUAGCAUUAUUGGAUGAAGAUUGUUGUAGAACCGACGUGUACAGUAAGCAACAACAGUCUUGUUGUAACAAAAACGGCAAAUUCAUUCUCAUCAGUAAAACUUCAAGAGUCGAUGGAACUUUAAGAAACGAAUCUAAUUGCCCAGGCUAUCGAUUUGCUAAACAAUGCGACAAAAUACAGCUGAAAGGUCAUAAGGAACUGUGUAAAUCAAGCACUCAGAAAAUCACUGAAAGAAAGAAGACCAGAAAUCGAAAUCGCCAUGGAGUCUGUCGCAUAUGCAGUCUAAAUACCAACUCAUUAUUGAGACUCAUCAAGAAACAAAAGUCGUUAAGUUGCAAUAAAAAAGUUAUUCUGUUGGCUGUUGAUGCAAUCAAUAGAGUCGGAAGAUACCGGAUGCUGAAUGUUACAGCUUCGUAUCCAAGCCAUGCAACAGAAGAAACCGCUGAAUUCAAACUGAAAGUACUGCUACCUUGUAGAGAGUGCUCGAAACUUCAAACAAAAUCCAAAAGUUAUUUGUUACUAACCCAGAGUAGAGUACGUCCUGGUAAACUUCUGCGGUUGGGAGACAGUGAUUUCCUCUUCCCAAGCAAAUCAAAUAUAACAGAGAUUUCCAGUUGGCAAGCUAAAUGUAAAAGUCAUAGAAAUGUAGAUGUCAGAGCACUCAAAGAGAGAAUGCGAAAAAGAAUUAAAAAGUUUUUGAAUAAACUUUUGCGGUUUUAAAUUCGAUAAACGAAAACUUCUUGAUUAAAUAUAUGGAGGCCGUUCGAAGUGAAUAGCAUGUUAACGGUUUUAAAUUAAUCCAUGUCUUAAUUUUAAGUUAAGCUCUAUGGAAUUUUUUGUAUAAAUUGCCAUCUUCAAAACAUCGAAAUAAAUUGGUUAUUUGUUUGCUUAACGUCAUUUGAGAAGUUUUCAGUAAAACGGGGACGCUACUUCGAAACAACUAAAAAAAUUUACACCUAAUAGUCCCUUACACUACAGGUCUUUGAGUGAGAGACCUUUUUCGUACUAACUCCGACUGCGACACGAGACCUCGAUUUAUACCUUCUCCGAUGAGAACAUCGAUCUCCAUUGCUUCUAGUAGGAUGGGAAAUCAACACCUUACUCCAAGAAUCUGAAAAAAAUGCUGUAAACCACUGCAUCUCCCAGAUUAUCGUGAAAUAAGAAAGUUUCGAACAUUUAUAAUAUGAUGUCUGGGAUGUCUCCUUUUUAGUUAAGUGUAUUUCACAUCCUUAAACGACUACUGGUAUAUUAAACAAUGAAAACUAAUAUUUGUCAUGGAUUUUUUCUGAUGUAUUUGAGAUGAUUACUGUAGAUUGGCAAAUAACCACGAUGGUUUUAAUUUUUUGUAUCGUGAAAUUAAAACCAUCGCGAUUGGUACUUUUUGAGAAAUCGUGAAAUUUUGACACCGUGGAAUUAAAACGAUUUACAGUAUUCCAAUCCAGAUAAGCAAUUCGAUUUAAGUCAAAAAUAGUGCAUUACUGCUGUUGGGAUUUGUGAAUCUUAUAUACUUCUUAACUUAUAUUAAUUUAUUCUUAA